Entamoeba invadens IP1 is the source of this 585-nucleotide messenger RNA. RefSeq lists its product as hypothetical. Bases 1 to 585 code for a protein of 194 amino acids. The transcript has a single exon. The record is from RefSeq and is a predicted model, not a curated record. Lineage: Eukaryota; Evosea; Mastigamoebida; Endamoebidae.
AUGAUAUUUGGGAUGUUAACAUUAUUCCUUUGUCUGUUCUUUGUAUCCCCAGUGUCAUCACAUGACUUUGAAUCCUUUUCUUUUGAUGAAUAUGAAUUAUACGACGAUUUAAUGAGUUUUACUGAUGCGAACACUGAUGAUGAAGCACUCGAUUCUUUCAUUGGGUUAUUUGAAUCAGAUAAUGAUCCCGACUUUAUUCUGAAUGACGAAGGCUUUUUUAGUUGGAUUGGUGAUAGAUUUAAUGAAGCAAAAGAUGCUGUAGUACGCACAGCAAAGAAAGCUGGUGAAGCCAUCAAGAAUGGAGUAAAAAAUGUGGUUGAAGCGGGUACCAAAUUUUUAGCUAAAAAUGGUGACCUUAUUGCUAAAGGAUUACAAACAGUUGGUAAAGUGGCUGGUGUAGUUUCUAAAGUAGCUGGUGUAGUUAGUAAAGUGUCCACAGUGAUAGCUCCAUUUACUGGACCGUUUGCUCCUGCGUUUGCGGCUGUUGGUGCCGCUGCUGGUACAGUUUCAGUUUGUUAUUAUUUGUUCAUAAGAAAAGGCUAUUUUUGUUUGGUAAAAAAUAAUAAAAAAAUACCUAAUAUGUGA